Racocetra persica is the source of this 252-nucleotide messenger RNA. NCBI's taxonomy places the organism in Eukaryota, Fungi, Glomeromycota, Glomeromycetes, Diversisporales, Gigasporaceae. The record is from the annotation of a GenBank genome assembly.
AUGAAUCUGUCCGAAACGCCAAUUAAACAAGAUUGGCUUAAAAUUGCUAUUGAAGAAAAAUUCGUGAAAUUUUUUGAAUAUGAUUCUUUUAAUGAUUUGGAAAUAAUUGGUAAUGGCGGUUUUGCUACCGUAUAUAGUGCUAACUCAAAGGAUAUUGAAAAAGUCGUAGCGUUGAAAAAGUUAAAUCAUGGUCUUGCUAAUGAUAACGAAAGUUCGGAUGACGAAAGUUCGUUUGGCGGAUUUAAAAGCGAA